Messenger RNA from Caenorhabditis remanei, 645 nucleotides. RefSeq lists its product as uncharacterized. The coding region runs from base 1 to 645 and encodes 214 amino acids. The transcript has 3 exons. The record is from RefSeq and is a predicted model, not a curated record. Lineage: Eukaryota; Metazoa; Nematoda; Chromadorea; Rhabditida; Rhabditidae.
AUGACUGGAUAUGCUUGCAACCAACAAAGCAUGUAUCAAGGAUGUAAUUGUCACAGCUUGUGCCAACCGUACACGGACCCGCAUGAAAUGUAUUAUCACCAUGGAUAUGGUUGUCAGGGACACUGCUCUGGUGGGUGUGGAGAAGAAGGGGAGGUUGAUGAAUGUGGAAUGAAGAAGAAGAAGAGAAAGCAUAAGAAGAAGAAGAAGAAUAAGAAGAAGUUUAGGUUUUCAGAGGAAGAAGAAGCGAGUGUCGUGGAUAAUGAUUCCCAGUUAUUCAACCUUUGUAUUCUGAAAACUCUAACCUACAUGUUUCAACCACCUGGUUUUCCAGAAUCCUAUAAAAAGAAGAAACCAGUAGCUGAAGACGACGAUGAUGAACUCCCCCUUCCUCCGACUUCCGAAGAAGAGGCAGCCGCCGCAAGAAACUCGAAAAAAGAGGACAAAGACUGGGAGGACGAUGAGAAAUGGGAAAGGAAAUUUGUGAGCAGGACGACGACUCCUGCUCCGAGACCUGCUGCUCCGAGUGGAGGACUCGGUGGAUUGGGACUCGGAAAUGGAGGUCUAUUCGGAAUAAGUAGUGGAAUUGGAGUGGGUGUUCCAGGUGUCGGACCGAUUGGAGUGUCUAGUGGUCUUGGCAUUGGAUAG